This is a messenger RNA of Danaus chrysippus (African queen), 1920 nucleotides long. Lineage: Eukaryota; Metazoa; Arthropoda; Insecta; Lepidoptera; Nymphalidae. The record is from the annotation of a GenBank genome assembly.
AUGUUCAGCGAAAGGCUAUGGGUUGUACUGAUGGUGGCUGUGAGCACCGGCGUCUGUGGCGGGGCGAGUCGCGCGCUGAGCAUAUACCAGAAACAGAGGAGUGUGCCGAUGUUCGUGCCGAGGAGUUAUAGACGGUUCAGGAGGGUGCAGUUCUUGGAUGAAGCGGAGAGUAACCAGCCGCUCGGGAAAGGAGAGAUCGACUUGACGGAAAGACAGUCAAGAAUCAAGUUUGAUAAUACUGAUUAUGACGUUACCGAUGACGUGACGGAAUCACCUCUGAAGAUGGAAGGUACAGAGAGGUUCUACCUGCCGGUGUACCCUAAAUUUUACAACGGCAGAUUCAGUCGACCUUACGCGCCGAGCUUUUCGUUCGAGCCUGUAAUUUCGGUACCACCAAGAACAGGGUACUUUCCUAAUAGUGGUUGGAAGGCUCGAAGUCCUCGCGUAGUUUUCCCUUACUCUCCUGACGGUAAUAUCAACUCGGUGUUGACUAAUUCUCACGCGGGACCUAAUUUCAAUGACAAUGUCGUGUUCCGUGAACAAAACUUCGGCACCAGCGACAUCGGAGCCGAGGAACAGACGCUCCAGGACAUCUCAUCACCAGUCAACAAUGACGCGUUCUCUGACAGAGAUGCCAACGAACCACAUCGAGCUCAGAGCAACGAAAUAGAAAGAUUGAAAUACAUUAUAAGAUCGUACGAACGACGGUAUACUUUACAGAAACCAAUGUUUGUUCAAACAGAGUUGACGGAGAGAGUGUUCCAGGAGAACGUGAACAUGAGUCACGUGCUGCCAGAGUUUAGACCGAUAUCAGACGCGCAGAUACAGAAGAUUAACGAUAUUAUUAAAGAAAUAACGAGCACGAACAGAGAUAGUAGAAGAGGGAGAGUUUUGGACAAACCCGACCCUGUGGGGAUAGAGAAUAAGAAAAUUGAGAGGCAGUAUGAGAAGAACUGCCCGCAAGGAGGGACGUGCGAGUUCUUUUUCUAUUGCUGGAUGGUUGGAGGUCUGCUGGACGGUUCUUGCGGCAGCUUGCUCAAGGGCUGCUGUCACAGAGUAGCCAAGUCCGGCAUCCUCGGCGUACAGGACUCCAACAGCUUAGAGUUCACACCCAACGAAGGACUGAGCUAUGGUCCGGUUAUAAACGACGAGAGUUGUGGUGUUGCAGCAAACAAGCAGACAGCACAACGACGUAUAGUUGGCGGUGAUGACGCUGGCUUCGGCACCUUCCCCUGGCAGGCCUACAUCAGGAUAGGAUCCUCAAGGUGUGGAGGGUCCCUUAUAUCUCGUCGUCACGUGGUCACGGCUGGUCACUGUGUAGCGAGGGCUCAGCCUCGACAUGUUCGUGUCACUCUCGGAGACUACGUCAUCAACUCCGCGGCUGAACCCUUCCCAGCUUAUACCUUCGGAGUUAGAUCUAUAAAGGUCCACCCUCUCUUCAAGUUCACACCUCAAGCUGAUCGUUUCGACGUGGCCGUCCUCACUCUGGACAGAAACGUACAAUACAUGCCGCAUAUAGCUCCUAUCUGUCUUCCUGAGCGAGGGUCGGACUUCCUCGGUCAGUACGGCUGGGCGGCGGGCUGGGGAGCCCUGAGUCCUGGCUCGAGACUCCGCCCUCGGACCCUCCAGGCCGUCGACGUGCCCGUCAUAGACAACAGAGUGUGUGAACGAUGGCAUCGAGCUAAUGGUAUCAACGUGGUGAUAUAUCCCGAGAUGCUGUGUGCGGGUUACAGAGGAGGUGGUAAGGACAGUUGUCAAGGAGACAGCGGCGGACCACUCAUGUUGGAGAGAGGUGGUCGAUGGACGCUGGUAGGAGUGGUCUCCGCUGGAUAUUCGUGCGCCUCACGUGGUCAACCGGGCAUCUACCACCGAGUAGCGCACACGGUGGACUGGAUCUCACACGCUACCACACUCACGUAG